GUGCAGCUGCGGUCCUGUCGGCCAAUCGCGGGGCGUGUAGGGGGUAGGCUGGCGUGGCACUGGUUCCAGGGGUAUGGAGCCUCUGGCGCGGGGACAGACUGUCAGGUGGUUGCUGAGCCGAAUCUUAUUCUAAGAACUCAGACACUCAGGUAUCCACCAUGGUGUUGGGUCCUGAGCAGAAGAUGCCAGAUGAAGAUGCUUCUGGAGACCACGGGGAUUCUGCCAGUCUUGGGGCCAUCAACCCUGCCUACAGUAACUCCUCUCUUCCACAGUCCCCCGGGGGGCACUCAGAGGACGCUUUCACCACGUACUUUGAUGAGAAGAUUGCCAUUCCUCAGGAGGAGUACUCUUGUUUUAGCUUUCGUAAACUCUGGGCUUUCACGGGACCGGGAUUUCUUAUGAGCAUUGCCUACCUGGAUCCAGGAAACAUUGAAUCUGAUUUGCAGUCUGGAGCAGUGGCUGGAUUUAAGUUGCUCUGGGUUCUUCUGAUGGCCACCAUCGUGGGGCUCCUGCUCCAGCGCCUUGCAGCUAGACUGGGAGUGGUCACUGGGCUGCAUCUUGCUGAAAUGUGUCACCGUCAGUAUCCCAGGGUUCCACGAAUUAUCCUGUGGCUGAUGGUGGAGUUGGCUAUCGUUGGCUCAGAUAUGCAAGAAGUUAUUGGCUCCGCCAUUGCCAUCAAUCUCCUCUCUGCAGGAAGGGUCCCGCUAUGGGGUGGAGUUCUUAUCACCAUUGCAGAUACCUUUGUAUUUCUCUUUUUGGACAAAUAUGGCUUACGGAAGCUAGAAGCAUUUUUUGGUUUUCUCAUCACUAUUAUGGCCCUCACAUUUGGAUACGAGUAUGUUACAGUGAAACCCAGCCAGAUCCAGGUCCUCAAAGGCAUGUUCCUGCCAUCCUGUUCAGGCUGUCGUACCCCACAGAUCGAGCAGGCUGUGGGCAUCGUGGGUGCUGUUAUCAUGCCACACAACAUGUACCUGCAUUCUGCUUUAGUCAAGUCCAGACAGGUAGACCGAGCCAAUAAGGAGGAAGUUCGGGAAGCCAAUAAGUACUUUUUCAUUGAAUCCUGCAUUGCUCUUUUUGUUUCCUUUAUCAUCAACGUCUUUGUCGUCUCAGUCUUUGCUGAAGCAUUUUUUGAGAAAACCAACGAGCAGGUGGUUGAAGCCUGUAGAAGUAUCAGCAGCCCCCAUACUCACCUUUUUCCUGACGAUAACUCAACACUGGCUGUGGACAUCUACAAAGGGGGUGUUGUGCUGGGGUGUUACUUCGGGCCUGCUGCACUCUACAUCUGGGCAGUGGGGAUCCUGGCUGCAGGACAGAGCUCCACCAUGACAGGAACCUACUCUGGCCAGUUUGUCAUGGAGGGAUUCCUGAACCUAAAGUGGUCACGCUUUGCCCGAGUGAUUCUGACCCGCUCCAUUGCCAUCAUCCCCACUCUGCUUGUUGCCGUCUUCCAAGAUGUAGAGCAUCUGACAGGGAUGAAUGACUUCCUGAAUGUUCUUCAGAGCUUACAACUUCCCUUUGCUCUCAUACCCAUCCUCACGUUUACGAGCUUGCGGCCGGUAAUGAGUGAAUUUGCCAAUGGACUAGGCUGGAGGAUCGCAGGCGGUAUCUUGGUCCUUAUCGUCUGUUCCAUCAACAUGUACUUUGUCGUGGUUUAUGUCCAAGACCUAGGGCAUGUGACAUUGUAUGUGGUGGCUGCUGUGGUCAGCAUAGCUUAUCUGAGCUUUGUGUUUUACUUGGGUUGGCAAUGUUUGAUUGCACUGGGCAUGUCCUUCCUGGACUGUGGGCACACGUACCUACGUCUGGGAUUGACAGUUCAGCCUGAACUCUACCUUCUGAACACCGUGGAUGCUGACUCACUUGUGUCUAGAUGACUGACAGCCUGAGAGACUCUAUAAGACCCACUUUCUCUUAGUCCUUUUGUGCCAAGUGUCCUGUUAACGUAUCUCUGUUAGUUCAGUGGUGAGUUUUGUUCAACCAUUUUGAGCAGAAGGCAAAGAUUUCCUCAUGGGACGGGUGUUAAAAGCUGACAGCUUUAAGUGUAGGUCAGAGACCCGGAGAGUCCUGCAACUGCCAGAGUUAAAUUUUUAGCCCGUGAUGGUCACACACCCCUAUGGGCUUGUGUCUCGACUUCUGGAAUUUAAAAUAUAUAUCUGUGUGUACGUUUAGGUAAACCUGAACAUAUCAGUUUGGGUAGAGUUUUAAGGUUAUAUAAAAAUGAUAGAUCUUUUGUAUUUUUUUAACAAAUGUUGCUCAGAUAAAUCAGGUAUUUAUUUUGUCUGGAUCGCAAGUGACAAAGGAAAAGGAGCAUUGUUCUUUUUCAGAGUGAACUGGUCAAGCUGACUUACUUUUAAAGUGAUACUUGACUAUAGCCAGUUAAAUUUCACUUUGAUUUUUAUUGACCGAACCUUGGUGACUACUGAUUCUAGCACAUCAUUUCCAAAGAAAACACUUCUUCUAUUUGGCAUGUUUAAUCCUGGUUGUCGGUGUGCUUUGUGAUUGUUAUUUUCUUUGUUGCUUUUCUUGAGUUUUUUUCAGAGAUAUGAUGGUAUUUUCCAAAGAGCUUAACGCCUACGAACAGGAGCCAGAAAUCACACUGAAACCAAUGAUCAGUUUUCCCUGCUGCAUUGUAACUCAGCCCAUUCUAGCAUUUAAGUUGUAGGUAUAAAAAGAAUUCUAACAUUUAACUUUGUAAGUCCCAACAGAAGAUAAUGGAGGUAUUAGUUUUCUUUCUGAUGUGUGUAUAGUCCCACCAUGUCUUUUCUUCCCACUUUUCCCAUUAACACUCCAAACACCAUUUCUAGGUCCAAAGUCUAUUUCCCGGAGUGGCUAAUAUUUCUAACGCUGACUCUCCUAGGGAAUGCUAAGCGUUUUAAGUUAUAUAUACCAAGUAUAAUAGUAUGACAUGAGAACUAGACUGGGACUUGGAAGAUUUGUCCACAUGUCACAAGCUGCCUGCCUACAUGUGGCUUAUAGAUAUUUUUUGAUCCCCCUGUUCCUAACCAGGAUUUUUUUUUUCCAUAAAAUUUUUAUAAUAAAACAUUUAGUAUUUAAAACUUGAAAGUUUCUACAUAACGAUCUGAUUGAAAAGUCAGAAGAUUUUCAACAUUGGGCCCACGUUCCUUCAUGGAAGUGCAGUUGGCUUAAACUGA
Molecule: messenger RNA, 3149 nt
Organism: Aethalodelphis obliquidens (Pacific white-sided dolphin)
Lineage: Eukaryota; Metazoa; Chordata; Mammalia; Artiodactyla; Delphinidae
Gene: SLC11A2
Product: solute carrier family 11 member 2
Exons: 17
Coding region: 159-1871 (570 amino acids)
Biological process (GO): manganese ion transport; iron ion transmembrane transport
Cellular component (GO): endosome membrane; plasma membrane; lysosomal membrane
Molecular function (GO): cadmium ion transmembrane transporter activity; lead ion transmembrane transporter activity; ferrous iron transmembrane transporter activity
Source: RefSeq, a predicted model, not a curated record